GUAGAAUCGUAGUGUAGAAUCGUUCAGAAAUAUAUUAGUAUUUUUUGUAUCUUUGCAUCGUUAAGAUGAAAUCUCUCAAUUCUGUCCUUGGGCAUUGCAGUAAGUUUAUAUACAUUAAGAAGGCGGAAUGGUUAGUAUUUUUUAAGCACUUCGAGACCCUACACAAAACAAUAUUUGGGAAACUAAAAGAAAACUCAACGCUGGCGUAUCUUAUUGUGGAAUAUAAUUUGGAAGGUAAGACCUGUUGUUUGAAACAGUAAUAAUCUUUUCUUAUCUACCCAUAGGUGCCCUAUCUGUUGCCCACCUUUCAUGUCCCCUGGAUUCUGUAUUCUGUAUUCUAGCCCUUGGUAAUACCUAUAUACAUAGUUUCUUAUCGUUUAAGGUGCCCCCACUUUAUCAAAAGCUACCAACUGGCCGAUAGCCCCACCCAAUCUUGAUCACGCAAUCCGUUUUCGUGUGCUCGUGUCAGAAUCAUAAUUUUUUUGCAUUAUCCGGUCCGGAGCAUUGCAUCCCAUUCCCCCUCCGUUGGGGGUCGUGUUAUAAUAAUAAUUAUUUUCGGUAUACGGUGAAACCAGAACCCCCUCGUCCGGGGGCCCGGUGCCGAUCGUUUGUCCCGUCGUCUCGUAUCCGUAAUAGAAUCAAUCGUUCAUGCAAUACGUUUUCGUGUGUUCGAGUCAGAAUCGCAGUAUUUUACAUUGUCCGGUCCCAUUCCCCCUCCGUUGGGGGUCGUGUUAUAAUAAUAAUUACCUCCGCGUCCGGGGGCCCGAUCGUUUGUCCCGUCGUCUCGUAUCCGUAAUAGAAUCAAUCGCGUGCGCGUUUUUUAAUUCGAAUAGUGUCUGCUGUACUCUUUCAGGAAGCUCGGGAGAUAUGUUAAAAAUCGCGAAACCCAACGAAUUCGAUUUGGUAUUUAAACUCGAAUUUCCGCACUACCGGGAAAUAAUCGUGACGCGGGAUUCGGAAAUGCCGGGAAAUGUUUUGCUCGAUAUGACGCGCGUGCUGCAGCUACUCGAAGACGAUCCCCGCGUGGAUCAAAAGAAUAUCCGCCGGCUUUUAAAAUCACUCGUAAACGCACAGAACUUCCUCGUCGUGGACAAGAUGCAGCACUGGCUCCAAAGCCUCUUCCGUCGUGCUCUCAACCAGCUCGGAGAUCAAAUCGUCGUGGAUGGCCAGGCGUACACACUAAAUUAUCGAAUCUGUGGGCCGGCCCACACCAUCGAGGUCGGGGGAAUGGAUUAUUCCGUUGAUUUUGUUCCUGCCAUCCGACUGGAUGCCGAGCAGAACGUGUUUCGGUCCGAACAGCCGAUUUAUUUCGAGAAAAUAUCCUACUGGGAUGCAAUACCCAAACCUACAAAAAACCCGCGUAAAACCGAAAGUAUUUCGUUUCGAUCUUCCUUCUACGAGGCCGAGAAGGCUAUUUUAAGGGGAAAACCUGAAAAUUGCCUGAAUGCAAUCAAAUACAUUAAGCAAUUUCGCGAUGUUAAAACUAAUUUACACAAUUUGAAAAGUUAUUUUAUUAAGACUUUUUUUCUUUGGAAAUUGAAGUCCAAACAGGAGGCUUACUGGCUCAAGCCGCUCCCAGACAUAUUGAUCGAUAUGUUCGAAGAGUUGACGGAUUGCUUGAGCCACGGAAGCCACGGAAGACUAAAAUUCUUCUGGGAUCCAAAUCUAAACAUGCUCGAUAUCUAUACAAGGGAUCAAGUAUGGGAAAUGUUUCGAUGUGUUCAAGGAAUGUCGGAAAAGCUAAGAAGGGCGGCUAGAGAACCCACACAUCGCAGUUUGUUAAUUGUCCUGCAGGCUUUCAGUCACAAAAAGGAACCCAUUUUUAACGCAAGUUCGUUCCCUCGAAAGUUUUAUCCAAAACGGAAGUAUGUUAAGCGCCUGACAAAAUCUCGCCCGAUUAUGUCGUUUAGGCAAUAACCCCGAGGAGACCAAAGCCCAAAAAGGAAAACUAGGAAAACAAGCUUCGGCUUGGUGUCGCUAGGGCCACUUAAUGUUGCAAUCAACCAUUGCACGUUAACGUCCAAACUUACAAAACACAGAUGAUUCCUCAUCCCAUUUUAGUUAGCAAAAUAACGAAGUGCUGGAGACAAGUCAUGCAGAAUAGAAUUCAUUUCAAAGGGGAACAGCUGUUGGUAUCCAUCGAUAGUUUUUGCGAAUAAUAAAUUCACAAGUAAAUGUCUCUCGGAA
Messenger RNA from Drosophila obscura, 2187 nucleotides. RefSeq lists its product as uncharacterized. Lineage: Eukaryota; Metazoa; Arthropoda; Insecta; Diptera; Drosophilidae. The transcript is spliced from 3 exons. The coding region runs from base 649 to 1917 and encodes 422 amino acids. The record is from RefSeq and is a predicted model, not a curated record.